UGAAGACGCGGCGGUGCCGGGGCAGCCGGCGGGGCCUGGAAAGGGUGCAGGUGGAACGGGAGGUGGCCAUCCUGCGGGACCUGCAGCACCCCAACAUCAUGCAGCUGCACGACCUCUUCACAUGCAGAGCUGAGAUGGUGCUGGUGCUGGAGCUGAUGCGUGGUGGGGAACUCUUUGACUUUAUUGCGGAGAAGGAGAUGCUGUUGGAGGAGGAGGCCAUCGAGUUCCUGGAGCAGAUCCUUCUUGGGGUGCAGUACCUUCAUGGGCGCCACAUUGCCCACUUUGACCUCAAGCCCGAGAACAUCAUGCUGCAGGAGAAGGAUGUGCCCAAGCCUCAAAUCAAGAUCAUCGACUUUGGCCUGGCCCAGAAGCUGGAGCAUGGUGUCACCUUCAAGAGCCUCUGCGGGACCCCCCAGUACAUCGCUCCCGAAGUGAUCAACUACGAACCGCUGAGCUCCGCCACCGACAUGUGGAGCAUCGGGGUUAUCACCUACAUCCUGCUCAGCGGCUUCUCCCCCUUCCAGGGUGAGACAGAUGCUGAGACCCUCUCCAACAUCCUGGAGGGCGCCUAUGAGUUCGAGGAGCGCUACUUCAGUGACACCUCUGAGAUGGCCAAGGACUUCAUCCGGCAGCUGCUGGUGAAGGAGCCUCAGGAGCGAAUGACUGCAUCUGAGUGCCUUGUGCACCCUUGGAUUAAGCCCCUGAACAGGAAACAAGCAGCAAAACGGUGCCGUUCCUCCAUCAACAUGAAAAACUUCCGCAAGUUCAACGCCCGGAGGAAGUGGAAGGAGUGGUGGGAGUGGAGGGGAGAGCUCCCUGCACAGACCCCUGCCUUGCUGCUCCCCCAGCUCUCUUACAACAUGGUGUCUGCCUGCAACCGGCUGUGCCGCAUGCAGCUGCUUUGCAGCCCCGGGACGGAGGGCGAAGAGCUGCGCUGCUGUGAGAGCGACCAGGAGGAGGAAGGCAGCCGCCCCGUGACUCUGCUCCGUCGGCGUAGGAGCAGCUGCUCCUGAGCUCCCCCCAAAGGUGGGGACAGAAGAAUGGGGCAGUCCCACGAGAAGGACCUCCAGACCCCCCUUCACCCCCAGCAGAUGUGAGCACCUGAGUGCUGGAGCUGCUGCUCCCAGUGCUGCUGUGCUGAGGGCCACUGGGGCAGAGCCAGGGGCACUGCUGUGCUCCCCAGGUACACCCUCACCUGAGGGCUCUGCCCUUCCCUUGGCUCUAAUUCGAGAAAUAAAUGUGCCCCAAUCCUCUUA
Lagopus leucura (white-tailed ptarmigan) is the source of this 1256-nucleotide messenger RNA. Its product is annotated as death-associated protein kinase 2-like. The transcript is spliced from 10 exons. Bases 99 to 1013 code for a protein of 304 amino acids. Gene Ontology annotation, molecular function: protein serine/threonine kinase activity; ATP binding. Gene Ontology annotation, cellular component: nucleus; cytoplasm. The record is from RefSeq and is a predicted model, not a curated record. Lineage: Eukaryota; Metazoa; Chordata; Aves; Galliformes; Phasianidae. Gene Ontology annotation, biological process: positive regulation of apoptotic process; intracellular signal transduction; protein phosphorylation.